GCGGGGCAGCCCCGGCCCGCGCGCCGCCGUAUAUAAGCGUUGCGGGGUCCUCGGGCGCGGUCCUGUCACGCUCGCACGGGGACGAGGCCGCGGCGGCGAUGGCGGAUUUCGAUCCCUACGACGACCGGGCCUACAGCAGCUUCGGCGGCGGCCGCGGGUCUCGUGGAGGUGGCCUUGGUUCUCGCAGAAAUAAAGAGCUGCCAACAGAACCCCCUUUCACAGCUUAUGUGGGAAAUCUGCCCUUCAACACUGUCCAAGGAGACAUAGAUGCCAUUUUCAAGGAUCUCAGCAUAAGGAGCGUACGACUAGUCAGAGACAAGGAAACAGACAAAUUUAAAGGAUUUUGUUACGUAGAGUUCGAUGAGGUGGAGUCACUCAAGGAAGCUCUUACAUACGAUGGUGCACUUUUGGGUGACCGAUCACUCCGAGUGGACAUAGCAGAAGGCAGGAAACAGGAUAAAGGUGGCUUUGGCUUCAGAAAAGGUGGCGGGCCUGAUGACAGAGGAAUGGGAGGAGGUUCCAGAGAAUCCAGAGGAGGUGGAUGGGAUUCCAGAGAUGACUUCAAUUCUGGAUUCAAAGAUGAUGACUUCUUGGGAGGUCGGGGUAGAGGAACCCGCCCUGGAGACCGGCGGCCACCAGGGGCCUCCAUGGGAAGUGGUGGCACCGGUCGCUUCAGAGAUGGGCCUCCCCUUCGUGGGUCUUCCAUGGACUUCAGAGAGCCAACAGAAGAGGAACGAGCACAGCGACCCCGGCUCCAGCUCAAGCCUCGAACAGUCGAUACUCCCCUCAAUCAAGUAGCCAAUCCAAACUCUGCCAUCUUCGGAGGAGCCAAGCCCCGGGAGGAAGUAGUAAAAGAACACGACUGAGUUUGGGGUUGAGAGGGAAUGGGGAGGCGGGAGAAAAAGCAAGACAGUACAGAGUGACUAGCUCUGCUGGAAUGUCAACCCUGCAGUUUACCAUUCCUGCCAUCUGGUAUUUGUCCUCUUUGAAACCGAAAACACAGAGCUUGUGAAUGCAUGUCAGCUGUUAACAAGUGGUUUUUAGUACGUUCUUGGCUUUGCUGUAUCUAGUGCCUGCUUUGUGCUGAGUUUCCCUCUUCUGUUUCCUUCCAAGCAGCACAGUUGCCAGUAGAUAAGGCAGUGUGGCUGCUUCCACAAGUGUGGAGGUCUCUGGACAAAGGUGCUGCUUCACUUCUUCCUUUCUGGGUUUGUUUUACUUUAGAAGCACAGGUUAGACUUAGUUAUUUCCCUGUAUUGUUUCCUUUUACUUCCUCAGUGUUCCUCUUCUGACUUGCAUGUCUCGUUCUGUAUUGCUGUGGCUCUGAAGAGGAAAACUGAAGAGUCCAGAUGAGUUGAACAGAAAUCUACAGUUCUAACCAAGUAGUGAAAUACCAUUUAUGACAAUUGGUGAUAGUCACUGUUCACAGCAGAGCCCCUUAUUAAACUAAGGGGGGCAGCUGCCCUUUCACAUGGGUUCCCAGGAAGGAUCAAUUUAAUGGAUGCCUUGCCUGGCAAGCCUGGUGAAGAGCUGGUGGAAUCAGUAUGGAUAAAGCCUCUGCCAGCAGCCUCUUCCUGCUGCUGGCUCUUGACUUCCAAAUGGUAUGAUGCUACUACAACUCUGAGCUCAAGGUUAGUGCUGCAAAGCCAUGCCUGUUUGAGCACAACUGCUCACUGGCUCUUUCUGCUUACUUUUUUGGGUUUUACAUGUUUGGUAAAUUUUUAAAUGAAGUUUCUACAAAUAAAAUUGACUUUUUUAUUUUUGUUGAAGGAGUGUAUACUUUGCCAUGCAGUAUUUGAUCGUCACUAUCCCCUGUAUUUCUUUGCCCAGUGGGGUACAGUUUUAGGACCUCAGCUUUCAGAAUACCUUGAAAAUGGGCAGAUUAGAAAUCUUUCUGCUGUAGAUUCUCAUGUAGAAGUUUAGGUAAAAAGCAUCUCUUGUUACUACACCUCUCUUCCCUUGAAAUGUUUCUUGUCAGUGUUGUGUGGGAGGAGGGAGGGGAGGCUGAAGCAAAAGGAGAAAUCAUUAAUUUUUAAAACCAAAAGCUGGUUCUACCACACUGAAGUUUGGACAUGUCCAGUGUAUGGGAAAAGCUUGAGCCCCCAUUGCCAGUGCUGAGAGCCUUGAGAUAAACCAGUAAACCAGCCAGCACCCCAGAGUACUUGCAAGAGGAGGUUGGAAGCAUGGCUGCCCCACUACCAGCACCACUGCUAGUGAUGAAUUUCUUCCCUAAGGUUCCCGUUGUAAGUCAGAGUCCCAGCAAUUUACAGAACUACUCUUUCCUUCUUUCUGCCUUUCACUUAAUCUGCUUCUGAGAUAAGAACCAUUUGUCUAACACUAAUACUUAAUUUAAGACAGACAUGCAUUUGUGUGGUUGUAUUCCAAACAAAAAAUUGAUCUAUUUACAUCUUCAAUGUGGAAAAGAUUUUAAGAACAAAUUCCCAUAUAAAAAACUCACUUCUAGUCAAGACAGUUGACUUUUAAAUGUAAAAACAAAGGAAAAAAAAAAAAAAGGAAUUCCAAACACUUAGCACAUUCUGCUUCAUAACAAAAUGAAUUUAUGGAUAUGGUAUUUUGUGAAUGAUCUUUUAAAUAAAAGAAAACAUUAAGUAAUA
This is a messenger RNA of Haemorhous mexicanus (house finch), 2612 nucleotides long. RefSeq names its product eukaryotic translation initiation factor 4H (gene EIF4H). The record is from RefSeq and is a predicted model, not a curated record. The transcript has 7 exons. Lineage: Eukaryota; Metazoa; Chordata; Aves; Passeriformes; Fringillidae. Gene Ontology annotation, molecular function: RNA binding. Bases 99 to 866 code for a protein of 255 amino acids.